This is a messenger RNA of Trichoderma virens Gv29-8, 624 nucleotides long. RefSeq lists its product as uncharacterized. Lineage: Eukaryota; Fungi; Ascomycota; Sordariomycetes; Hypocreales; Hypocreaceae. The coding region runs from base 1 to 624 and encodes 207 amino acids. The record is from RefSeq and is a predicted model, not a curated record. The transcript is spliced from 3 exons.
AUGAGCAAGGCCGCGUGCACCGUCGCCUCCACCGGAGAUGCACUACUGAGAAACAUGAUCAUCAGGCGAGAGGAAGCAUUACAGACGUGGGUGACCUGUCUAGAAGAUGCCGGGACCACCAAGAUGGAGCAGGAAUGGACCAGCCAAGACGAUCAUCGUCGACCUGGAAUUGUGGGCAGUAACAGAACACAAAAUAUGCCCCAUAGGGAACUAGAUAAGUACUGCGUUCGUCUCAUGGAGACACUCAUGCUUAUGCGGGCGAAAGCCGCAGCAACGAGCUCUCUGAAGAACAUCACGGAGUCCGUCAACACAUCCCUCACGCCUAGCAUACAGGCCAGACCUCGGAAGCUAGGCAGCGACAAGCGCCUUUCAUCUAUCGGGCCUUGGGUCUUCGCGUAUGCGGGCAAUGACUGCCAUCUUUUCUUCUUUUCUUUUCAAUUUUCCACACAAAUUUCCCUUGUUUCCAAAUUUCCACCCGGGUUAUCGGCUAUUGCAACAGCCACCUACGGCAGGAUUUACGUCGUCAUCGUCAGCGGCAAUGACGACGGCGUAACAGAUUCAUUGACUCACCGUCGAGAGGAUCACAUUUUUUUUUCCGUGGGCACAGUGCCUCCACAACCUUGA